Messenger RNA from Exophiala aquamarina CBS 119918, 768 nucleotides. RefSeq lists its product as uncharacterized. Lineage: Eukaryota; Fungi; Ascomycota; Eurotiomycetes; Chaetothyriales; Herpotrichiellaceae. Bases 1 to 768 code for a protein of 255 amino acids. The transcript has a single exon. The record is from RefSeq and is a predicted model, not a curated record.
AUGUCCGUGCAGCCAUUGUUUAACAAAAUUGCUAUUGUUACGGGUGGGUCCCGCGGCAUUGGGGCAGCGAUAGCUAAGGAGCUUGCAAAACGCGGAGCCAAACUUGUCUUGACAUACAAUUCCAGCGAGGCCCAAGCAAAGGGCCUCAUGAACGAUAUCGAGAGUUUGGGAGGGGAGGCUAUAAUGAUCCAAGCAAGGGGCACCGAUAGAAAUGCUCCCACUCAGGUUGUUGAAGUAGCGGUGAAAAAAUGGGGACACAUCGAUAUCAUUGUCAACAAUGCCGGCUAUGGCGAGAAUGUAUCAUUGCAAGAUCUGACGCACGAGCAUUGGGAUACCACCAUGGAAGUAAAUGUUCGAAUGCCUGUUUUCCUGCUCAAGGCCGCCCUUCCUCACCUAGGAGCAUCCCCGCGAAUCGUCAAUAUCUCCAGUGUGGCGGCUAGAGCUGGGCCUCCAAUGAUGAUAGCCUAUGCGAGCUCUAAGGCAGCCCUGGAAGGUGCGACCCGUUGUUUUGCCACAGAACUUGGACAGCAGUACAAUCUCACUGCUAAUUGUGUGGACCCUGGUCCUGUGGCCACUGACCUGUGGCUUCGAGACACCUCCCAGGCUGUACACGACGGUUGGGAAAGACGUCAAAAAGAUACACCGGCUGCCAAUCGAAUAGCUACUACAGAUGAUAUAUCCCAGAUCGUUGCAUUCCUUGCCGACGAGUCAAGCAGAUGGUCUACAGGGAGUAUCGUGAAUGCUAAUGGUGGGAUUCUCUUUUCAUGA